ACUAUUAAGAUCUUCAGGUGCAAUUGACAAACGCAGAGGGUGAGAACUUAAUAUAUUUGAGGCAGAGUUUCACCACCACCACCACCACCAACAACAAAAGAUGAGGACGAUUGUGUUUGCAGCUGUUUUCUCAGCUCUGUUCCUGGUGGCAGCUUCACAGUGGCAAUUUAAAUUACCAAACCAGGAUGCUAGAAGCUUUGGGGAAUACCAUGCAACGCCAGACAAAUUUGGGUGGAUGGCAAGACAUUCGAGAAACUCCAAAUUAUGUCAAGAUGACCAAGACUGUUUUUUUGGUCUGAUGGGGAAGAGAGCAGUACAAAUGCCGGCUGCCAGACCUGGUUUGAACAUAUUGCAAAUUUUAAGAGAACUACAGAACCGUAACUUGAACCCAGAUUACGCGGAGUAACGUGAGGCUGUCGAUCCUGGAUGACCGCAUCUGCGAAAGAUGUAAACUACAUUACAAUGUUGAUUUUAUACGAUGUAGUAUUAGAUUUGUAUUUGCAAUGAGCAAAAUACAUUGUACAUAGCAGACUUCAUCUGUCACACUCAAACCAUGUAUGGCUGAUCUAAUGAAAUCUGUUUCUUAUUUACUUAUCCCCAGGAUGUCAUUUAAAACAAUUAUUAAAAAAACUCUGAAUAAUCUCAUUAUGCGAUUUCAAAUUACAAUAGAUUUACAACCAUAGUUGCUUAAAAUAUUCUGUUCUUAUAAUACCAACCUGUUUUUGCAAUAUCAAUAAAAAGGGCCUAUAACUUC
This is a messenger RNA of Callorhinchus milii (elephant shark), 754 nucleotides long. RefSeq lists its product as uncharacterized. Lineage: Eukaryota; Metazoa; Chordata; Chondrichthyes; Chimaeriformes; Callorhinchidae. The transcript is spliced from 4 exons. The record is from RefSeq and is a predicted model, not a curated record. Bases 101 to 406 code for a protein of 101 amino acids.